Anastrepha ludens (Mexican fruit fly) is the source of this 3645-nucleotide messenger RNA. RefSeq lists its product as uncharacterized. The transcript is spliced from 4 exons. Bases 1 to 3645 code for a protein of 1214 amino acids. Lineage: Eukaryota; Metazoa; Arthropoda; Insecta; Diptera; Tephritidae. The record is from RefSeq and is a predicted model, not a curated record.
AUGAUCAAAUUUGGGAGACUAUCACCAGCGCAUCAACAGAUUUGCUACAAUCACGGCAUACAUUUGGCGGUCAUGGAGGUAAUAUACCAGAAACGAAAAGUCGCAAACAGGAUAUACGAUAGUGACGUGAGCGAUGGACACGAUUCGGAUGAUAGAGGCUCAGAUGAAAAUGAAAACAAUGCAGCCAGUACUUCAUUUUCCGACAUUAAUGCGGAAAACGCUUCCGAUGACGAGGACGACAAUAUCGUAUUUGUUGCUGACAAGAUGGUCACUAUAAAGUCUGCAUUUGAAAUCGUAAAAAAGGUUCGCAAGAUAGUUUUGAAAUUCAAGAACUCGCCUGUACGGAAUGCCAUCUUGCAGAAUUAUGUUAAAGAGGUCGAGAAGAAAGAGCUUUUCUUGCUGUUGGAUUGCAAAACACGUUGGAAUAGCCUGGAAACUAUGCUGGCCAGAUACAUUUGCAUCAGCAAGCAUGUUCCUCUCAGCGCGAUGUUACUUCAAACGGUUAACUGCUUGAUUCUCAUAUUGGCGAAUUUGCCACAGUUUGCAUUCGGUUUUGGUAUACACCUUAUUGAAGUCUCUGAUACGGAUCAGUCUCAAAUCGAAUGCACCAUAGCGUUUCUUCAGAAAUAUUUCCAAAAUGCCGAACCACUGUCAGGUUCGUUGAUCUCCAUGAGCUUUACAUCGGCCUCGUUAAAUAUACAGGAGGGUAUCUUGACCGCCAUACAUGCACAAGCUGCCGUUCCAUGGACUGUUGUGGUGAAAAAUCCACACCAACCUUCUACGAGUAGUACGUCUACUAUGAUUUUGCACGAGAAACCUCAGUGUUAUUUUGUUAUUACUGAGAAUUUGCAAGACGGUGACUUGGAAGAUGUGUUUGAGGACUGGAAAACUAAUAUCAAUUGGAAUCCUCUUGCACAAUUCGUAGUCUAUAUGGCUUCGAUCGAGGAAACUGACGAAGAAAUGACUGAGUUAAUGAUCGAGAUACUGCUAGAUUUUAUGAGUAGGAAAAUUUACAAUGUGAAUGUGAUCGGACGAAAUGAAGAGAAUGGUUUAUUUUAUGGGAAGACCGUGUUUCCGUACCACCCGGACAACAAUUGUGGCAAUAGAGUAAUAGCUAUAGAAACUUUAGAUAUCUGUGAUUAUUAUGAUGCGGGUACAACCAAAUACAACGAAGAUUACGAUGAAGUUGGAGAUGAAGAAAUCGGAGAGGAGGAUAAUCAAGGCGGAGAUGAUGAGGAUGGAGAUGAAGGAAAUGGAGAUGAAAGUGAUUGUGAAGAUGUAGACACAAAUGGAGAAGGAUACGGGGUAGGGGAUGAAGAAGGUGGGGAAGAAUGGGAAGAAGAAGGAGAAGACGAUGGAGAGGAUGAGAGUAAAGAAGAAAAAGAAGGAAAUGGAGGAGGUGAAAAUAAAUCUGAAGAAGAUAUAGAAAGAAAGGAACACGGAGGGAGAAAAGGAGAAGAAAGUAAAAACAGGGGCCAAGAAGUGGAAAAUGAAGAAAGAGAAAGUGAAGAAGAAGAAAAAGGGAAGAUGGGGAAAGUGAAAAUGAAAGUGAAAGAGGAAGAGAGUAUUCGUAGAAAUGGGUAUGGGUUUAAUGAUGAAAAUGCACAUAGAAAACAAGGCGAAGAUGGAGAUGGGGAUGGAGAUGGAGAUGGAGAUGGAUAUGAAGAUGAAGAUAAAAAUAAGAGGGACGAGAUUGUUAGUACAAAGGAGUUCGGAAAUGAAGGAAAAGUGAAAUAUAUUAACGGUAAGGAAAACACAAAAAGGGAAACGAAAAAAAAUAAGAAAGAAAACUACGACGAUGGCUCUGGCUAUCACGAAACUACAUAUCAAAGUAAAAAGGCAAGAGAAUUUGUGAUAGAAACCAAUAAAACCAAGGCGUAUGAAGAUGAGCACGGCGAAGAACACGGUUUAGGCGAUAAUGUUGAUGAAAAAAUUCUAAAAAAAGUUCAACAAGUCAAUAAUUUAAGGUCUGACAAGAAAUUUCGAAAUGAAAAAGGCUGUAAAGAAGCUAUUCAAAAUGUAAACAAAAAAGGCCCAUCAAACAGGUACAAACGCCAGAAAAGAUCGCGGCACAAAUGUAAACAGCUCAGGCAUUACAAGCAAUACACUUCAAAUGAUACUACCAACCAGAAAAUUUACCUUCAAGAAUUCUAUCAAGCGCUAUUUUUGGAUAAGUUCCCUGAAGAUCUCAGCGGAUGCCCAGUCGUGGCUGCGUAUCGUCCGUGGGAGCCAUAUAUAUUCAAGGAAGGCAGUGAGUGUGGCGGCAGUGAGCAUGCCAAUCCUACUACUUACGAAAGCGAUGAAGAAACACCAGCAGACGUGGAAACACACAAGUUAAGCAGUGAGGAAAGUUCAGAGAAGAGUGCAAAGGAAAGUGAAGGCGAUGGCGAUGACGAUACCGAUGACUACAGCGAUGCUGACGACGCAGAUACAGAUUUGAAUGCCUACAAUGAUGUAGACGCGUUUGAUGUGAACGAUGAACCAACGAUGAAAUUAAAUGGUAUUGAGUACCAAUUGAUGCAGACUAUUGGCGAGCGUCUAAACAUUGCUAUAUAUUUGCAGGUGGAGAAUAGUAAUCUCUAUCAUCUCUUCCAACAACUUAUUGAUGGAGACAUCGAAAUGAUUUUGGGUGGCAUUGACGAAGAUCCAAGUAUAAGUCAGUUCGUCUCGAGCACCAUAGCCUACCAUCAGGAUGAUCUCACUUGGUGUGUCGCCAAAGCUAAACGCAAAUAUAAUCUCUUUAACUUUUUACAAAGCUUUCACAUCAGCACUUGGAUUUUUACGUUUUGCUUUAUUCUCGCAACUUCGCUAAAUAUUUUUGUAGCCCAAAAAUUGUUAAGAAUUCGACUCACACAUUUUGGUGGUUUUUUUGUGACUAUCCUACGCAUUCUUGGUAUUAUACUGAGUCAGUCGACAAACCUAUCGCGUCUGCCCAAUUCUUUACACAUAACCUUUGGCAGCGCCUUCUUCCUGGCCAUAAUGUUCAUAAAUAUAUAUCAGAGUUUUCUGGUCAGUACAUUGACCACGCCAAAAUCUUCCUACCAGAUCAGUCACGUGGAGGAAAUUUAUCGCAAUCGUAUGACAGUCACUGGCAGUGUGGAAAGUGUGCGUCAUCUCAACAAAGAUGGUGAGACUUUCAAAUACAUACGUGAAAAUUUCGAAAUAUGCUACAAUAUCGAGGAGUGUCUCAAUCGUGCUGCCACUGAUGAAAGCAUCGCUGUCGCUGUUUCUCGUCAACAUGCUUUCUACAAUCCGCACAUACAGCGCGAUCAGCUUUACUGUUUCGAUCGCAAUGAGAAUCUCUACAUCUAUUUGGUCGCAAUGUUAUUGCCAAGAAAAUACCAUUUGCUGCACAAAAUCAAUCCUAUUAUUCAGCAUGUUAUAGAGUCAGGGCAUAUGGAGAAAUGGGCUCGGGAGCUUGAUUUAAAACGCAAAAUACGCGAGGAGAUACAACGAGCACAGAAGGAACCGGUCCAUGGAUUAACAAUUAAUCAAGUUUUUGGCAGUUUUUUCCUGCAUGGCAUGCUAUCGGCACUGGCCUUCCUAAUAUUCUUACUUGAACGCUGGACUCAUUGGAUGGUGGUAAAGAAACGCACACGUUUGAGAUUGCUUAAGAUGCUGCAUCGCAAAUUUAGCCACAUCUAA